AUGGACGUCGAGGGCAUCAACGUGAUAGAGGAGCGGCACGAGGAAGAAGAGGUCGAGUUCAUCCAAGGAGCUCUGCCAUCGAUCUGGCACAACACACAGAAUGUGCUCAGAGACCUUGGCUACCAGAGGGCGGCCGAAGAGCACGACGAUCACGAUGACGACGACGACGACGAUCAAAGUGGUCAACAAGAAGGGCUCCGACAUCGCCGCGCAGGCACACAGGAAAAGGAAGCAAAUGCUUUCACAUCAGCAACUUCCGACCCGACUCAUAGCACACACGACGACGAAGCGGAAGAGAAAGUAUGUCGCAUGUGCUUCUCCUCGGAGGAUGAGCUCGGUGAAGAUGGCAUGUCGCUAGGGCGUCUCAUCGCGCCCUGCCACUGCGAUGGCAGCAUGCGCUACGUCCAUGACACCUGUCUUGAUCAGUGGCGCCGCAAAUCGGCCGCUACCGAGGCAGCUCGCGUCUGCGGUCAGUGCCAUGCUCGCUACCGCUUCAAGCGCACGCCCUACUCGAACCUUGUCGCUUUCGCGCAAGCCAGCCAGAUGCUUCGCAUCCUCUUCUGCGUCUUGAUCGUCUUUCUCGCCUCCUUCCUCUUUGGUGUGCUCGCUCUGCUGACGCUCAAGACGAUAGCGACGUUGAAAGCGACGCCGCUCGCCUUCGUCCGAGAUGCCGCCCUUCGACCGGUGCAGCUCGAUAAUCGACCCUGGAACAUCACUCUGCAUCAAGACGAAGCCGUCGCCGACGUAUGGAUGCCCGCAGACCUUUUGCAACGGAGUCGCGGCGGUCUGGUGCCGCACAUCGAUUCCGACGUUUAUGAGAGAGCCGACCUUGAGGUCUUUUCUCGCAUCAGGAGCCAGGAGCUCCGCAAUCCGACCUACUGGAAGAAGAUCAGGAAGCCUCUGUCUACCUUUCGAGCCAACUACACAGACACCAUGAUCAUUCGCGCGAAGCUCAGAUCCGGCGAAGACGUCUCUGAAGAGCUCGAGCGCCUAUCGCUGGGCCUGCCGCUGUUCCCUCUCGAUGCUUGGUACAACGAGGCGAGACCAGCCCGGAGCCAGAACUCGACGGCUGCCUCCGCAAAUGGCACGGGCAGUAUCCCUCUGACCGGUCUGCACAUACCGUCGAGUCUACCACCGACACUUCGAGAAAGACUGGUGGGAACCGACUUCAAGUUUGGCUUCCAGCUGCCGUUCCUGUCACCCAAAACCAAAGACGACGACGAUCGCAAGCAUUCAGACGAGGUCGACAUCUGGCAGAGACAGAACAUGACGAUCAAAUUCGUCUACGAAGAGUCGCCGGCCGACGUGUUCCCUGAUCCGUCCGAGCACUUCCUGGUGCGCAGGCUCCCGGAGUGGCUUGGCAUCGCACGCUUCGUCCCCUAUGGCGUCGCGCUGGCCAUGAUCGACCGCUUCUACUUUGUCAUCAGCGUGUUCCAGCCGUGGUGGUCGUCCAUCGCGCGGUCGGCGCUGCAGCUGGCUCUUCUGCUGCUCGAGUCGCAUCGAGAGCUCAUUUGGUGUGCGAGCAAGGCGGUCGUCGCCGGGCUCAUCGCGUAUAUUGACGUCGAGUACGAGCCUGUCCGGUGGAAUCCGAAGAACGCCGUCGUCAUCGGACCGGCGAGGACGAGGCGCCGACGAGCAGCUGCUGUGGCCAGAGAGCUGGUGGUCUCGUCCGCGGACAGCGUGUUUGGACCUCUAUGGCUCAACUGGUGGGGCGGCUAUUCUUUGGCUGUGUACAUGGGCCCGGGGCAAUGGAUGACCACGGAACGGGUGGAGAUGACACAACUCGCUGCCAUCUUCGCCCCCGCCUUCACCCUCCUCAUCGACGUAGCCAUGAGCGGGCUGGGGUCGUUCAGCAGUCGAGCAGCCAGGUUCCAAAAGUCGCACACGACCAAGUGGACGAACGCGGAUUGGGUGCAUAACGAGUACUCGGCCUCCGAAGGCUAUCGCCGCAUGAUCGCCACGCUGCUCGGAGACGACACCGCCAGUCAAGCAUCGCUGUACGAUCUGUGGCUCGAGACGAGUCGGUCCAAGCUGCUGCCCGGACGAACGCGGCCGUUGCAGAUGGCGUUGAUGUCCAGACUCGACACGUGGAAGACGGUGAUGCUGCUCGGGUGUCUCGUGACGACAACGCUGGCACUGUUGGUCGCGACAAAGCUGGCGUGGGAUACGACCAUCUCGCACUUUGCACGACAGGCGUGGCGAUCGGUGGUGGGCAUCUACCAGCUCAUCAUACAUUCGGGCGAGAGCUUCCGACAGAUGUGGCGACAGACGCGAGAUUCGUCGCUGUUCAUCGCUCGGUACGCCGCUGCGAGGGUGAAGGCGGUUGCCGGCCAAGUGGUGCGAAGCGUCAAGCGGCUCGUGCCCGGGAAUCGCGACGUCAGUGGCGACGAGCUCGCUUCACAAUCCGCAACAGCAUAUCAGACCGCAGCGACGCCCGACGAGACGGCAGUCCCGCCAGAGGCAGCACAGCCGGAGGCGAUCCCAGAGCCCCUUCUCAACGACCCCUUCCUUCAGGGCGGCAACUCGAUGGGCAUCUUUGGCGCCAUCCUCGGCCACGUCGCCUCGAUCUACGGCUGUUUGCACGCCUUUGUGUUUACGAUGCGCUUCAUUCUGGUCUACCUGCCCUUUGAGCCGUUCAUGAUCAUCUUCACGCUGCUGCAGAAGCUCAUCCAGGUGGACGUGGCCAACACGGAGGUGCUGGAUCGGGAGGAUCGUCUAGGUUGA
Messenger RNA from Kalmanozyma brasiliensis GHG001, 2724 nucleotides. RefSeq names its product Zinc finger, RING-CH-type. The coding region runs from base 1 to 2724 and encodes 907 amino acids. Lineage: Eukaryota; Fungi; Basidiomycota; Ustilaginomycetes; Ustilaginales. Gene Ontology annotation, molecular function: zinc ion binding. The transcript has a single exon. The record is from RefSeq and is a predicted model, not a curated record.